UCUGCGGCCGCUAGAAGUGACGUUACGGAAACGGUUGCCCGGGUAACGCCGUUAACUUUUACGCUGAUAAUUUCGGCUCUUUUUUUAAAAAACAGGUCAACACGUUAGUCGUGUCUGCUCCGUGCACUGCUUGGGGUUUUAAAGGGUCUGCUUGGAGAAUAUGAGCGUGUGAAUACGGUGUAUGAAGAGGUCGGAAUAUUUAUUGGGAGGCUUCACGAUUCUUUUGGAUCUUGAGUACGCCCUUGCUGAAGACUCACUGUUUGUCCCGUUUCUAGGAAAUAAAGAUUCAAAUACAGAUAACAGAUAACUGCACAUCUCUGCACCAUUUUGAAGCUUCUUUGUUGGGACUGAUUUGUGGUCUACAGUGCUUCAAUCAACCAAUUGCACUUACACACUACUGUAGACGUAAUGGCAACAUUAGAAAGAUUCAAAGAUAUGGCAUAUCCCCGAGCUGAUACGGCACCUCUUCAAACUGGCAGCUUGUCACACACUGAUUGGCAAACCCCUUUUGUGUCUGGGAAGUCUGUCAGCCGUAUUUCUGAAAGUAAAAGAGAAGAUUGUGUUCCUUCCGAGAGUACUUGCCCUGAAAAUCUAAAGGAUUUCUGCAGUGCAAAUGGCAGUUCCUCCUUCGAACCAAUCAGGAGUCAAAUCACCAUCCCCACAGCUCAUAUUCUGCCUUCCACCCUGGGAAAACAUUCCACCAAUGCCUGUGAGCUUGGGGGAGCUCAAACGUUGACAGACUCAAAUCCUCACAGCUUCCCCUUCCAGCCUUCAUCCAAUCUCUUGGCAGCUGAUGAACUUCGAAAGUUUGAGGUUCCUAAUAUUGAACCCACUUUAAACCAGUCAAGUUUAUUGCAGACACUUUAUACAGACCAGAAACCUAAUGCAUUAACAGAGGGCAACCACAUAGAUGGCUGGCCGUAUAGGAUCCUACCUCAGAGCAAAGAAUCUGCAAACGUAGGUCACAUUCGCAGUGUUGGUAAUACACAUCUGAUCAGUCGGGGAUGGAAGCCAGAGUUAUUUUCUCUUCAUUCAGGAGCUGAAUUUAGUGCUUUGCGGCAACAACACCAAAUGGACAACAUAAGGCUUGAAAUGGAGCAGCUGCAGCUGGCAAGAGGGCGUCCAACGCCAGUGUAUCCAGAUCAUAAUGGACUAGGAAGGGUGCUGAAGACAAAUGAAAAUGUGCUGUUAGAAGAGUUGCUGGUGGAGAGGCAGCGGCAGCAUUUUUCCCAGCUGGAACAAAAACUGAGGGAGAAUGAGGUGCAAGUACGCAAUACGAUGUUGAGCCCAGUUAACCCUUAUAGUGAAAUGUAUAUGAUCAGGCUGCAGGAACUACAGAGAGAGGUUACUUUUCUAAGGGCUCAGUUUACAGAGAAGAAUGAUUCAUUUAGCCGAGAGAAGGCUGAGCUUGAAAAGAAACUAGGUGCCUGUGAAAUGGAAGCAAAUGAAUUGAAAGAGAGCAGGAAAAAAUUGUCCCAGAAUCACAGUGAAGAGUUAAGAAAGCAGGAGGAGCGGGUAAAAGCAAGAGACCGACAUAUUAAUGCACUAAAGAAGAAGUGUCAAAAGGAAUCAGAACAGAACAAAGAGAAGCAGGAAAGGAUUGAGACACUAGAGCGAUAUUUGUCAGAUCUUCCUACUGUCCAGGACCAUCGGAAACAGACACAAGAGCUGAACGAUCUGAAGGAGAAGAGCUGCCUUCUUCAGAAUCAAGUGCAUGAGGUGGAAACCAAACUGGGAGAUGUCAGAGCAUUUUGCAGAGAAAAGGAGUCACAGCUUAUAAAUGAAAAAGGCAGAGGACAGGAACUUUUAAAUAUCAUAAACCGGUUGCAGGAGGAGCUGGAACGUUCUAAGGAGCCUGGACAUCAUGAGGAGGAGAAGAAGCAGCUGACACAGGAAAUAGAAAAUCUUCGCCAGGAAGUGCAGACUCUGCGGAAUGAGAAGGAAUGCUUGAAAAAGGUAAUGGAAAGUCAAAAGAAGAAAAUGGAGCAGUUAUGCAGCAGAGUAAAAGAACUUGAAGAGCAGGUAUCACAAGAAGUAGGUACAGGUCAGGUGUUAAAGGAGGAAACACAGAAGAAGGAAAAUGCUUUUCAACAACUUAAAGAAGCUGUUAAAGAGUUGGCAGUGCAGAACCAGGACUUGAUGGAACGUAAUGUUUUGCUUGAGGAGCACCUGCAACAGACAAGAGUUGGAGAGCAGCAAUCCUCUUUGGAGGUUCAAGCCUUGUUCUCUCUUUACAGAGAGAUGAAUGUUUGCCUAAAGGACCUCAAAUCCAUUUGUAAUUUGCUGUGCCAGAGAGUGCAAGGGGUAGAUCCCAAUCUGUCAAUGCUGCUAGGGAUACACUCUACUCCAUCUUCUGCUGAUUAUGGUGAGAUACUCGAUUCAUCAUCUCUUGAUAAACAUCUGGUUGACGUGAGGCAGCUGAAGAGAGACAUUGAUGAUUUGCGAAUUACCAUAAGUGAUCGUUAUGCACAGGACAUGGGGGACAACUGUAUCACUCAGUGAUGGUUACACAUUUAUUCUCUCAAUUAUGGACUUUUGCGUUUUGUGCGUAUUUAUGCAUUUAUAUGCAGCCCAUGAUUGAAAAACCUGACCAUGCAUCCUUUUUAAACUGCCAAAGUAGUAGUCUGCUUGUGUCUGCCAAACUAAUGCAUGGGUUGUAUGGAUUGAAUUAUAUAUUUCAGUGUGAUCUGAGAGUGGAUAAUGCCAAAUGGUUAUCAACGG
Pelobates fuscus (common spadefoot toad) is the source of this 2721-nucleotide messenger RNA. It is a transcript of the gene CEP85, whose product is annotated as centrosomal protein 85. The transcript has 15 exons. The record is from RefSeq and is a predicted model, not a curated record. Lineage: Eukaryota; Metazoa; Chordata; Amphibia; Anura; Pelobatidae. Gene Ontology annotation, cellular component: centrosome. Bases 409 to 2502 code for a protein of 697 amino acids.